CAAUUAUCAAUCAACAUUUGAAUGAUUACCAAAUAAUCAAUCCAAAAAUGAAACAAAAAUCUUUAAUUUUAAUUAGUUUAUUGUUAUUGAUUGAUCAAUGGUCAUUGAAUAAUGGUCAUUCAGGUGCUGUGGUUGUUGUUGUUGAUGGUGGUGUAUCAGCAUGGAAACCACAAUCAUAUUGUCAUAGUCCAUCAAAUGGUCGAUUUGAUAAUAUAACCGAAUUUACAAAUGCAAUGUGUACAUAUUGUUUAUGGACAAUAUAUACUGAAUCAACUUAUUAUGUUUGGCGUAAUGGUUAUGAUUUUAAUCGUUUAUUAUUUGUUGAUCAAUCAUUUUCAUCAAAUUCAAUUGUUGUUAAAGAAAAUUCAACACAUGCUUAUUAUUAUGAUGUUGAUUAUGAUCAUUUUAAACAAUUACGAACAUUACGACAAUAUAAUAAUGAUCCAAUAUUAAAAGAUUUGGCCAAUGAACUAUUUGUGGAUAAAAUUCUACAAUGUUGUCAAGAUGCACAUGAUUGUUGUCAACGAAUGCUUAAUACAACUAUUGAUGAUAAUCAUAUUGGACAAUGUCCAAUGAUAUGGGAUGGUUGGUCAUGUUGGGAUCCAACCGAACCAAAUACAAUCGGUAAAAAUAUUUGUCCAGAUAUGUCAUUAUUAGCAUUUGAAGAUUAUUAUGAUAAUAUUCCUUCGUGUGUUCGUUCGAAUGCAAUGAAAACCUGUCAAACAAAUGGUACAUGGAUACAACAUACUGAUUAUGGUGAAUGUAGUAUAUUGGGUAGAUAUACAAGAGAAAUUGCUGUCAAAUCAAGAAUUAUAUUACAAUCAAUAUCGAUUUUAUUAUCAAUUAUUGCCAUUAUAAUAUUUAUUUAUUUACGUUUAUAUGUAAAAUUUUAUAUACAAUUAUUAUUGAAUUUUUUCUUGUCAAUCAUAUUAUCAUCAACAAUAUCAUUAUUAUAUGAUAUUUAUGUUACCAAAGGUCAUAUAGAAUUUUCAGAGAAUACUAUCCUACAAAACCCAAAUUAUUGUCGAACAUUUACAUUUUUUUAUAAAGAAACAAGAAUGAUGAACUAUGCAUGGAUGCUGAUUGAAGGUAUAUUUUUACAUAAUAGUGCUGUAUUUGCAUUCAAUUGUCGUAAAAUGACUGAAUGGCGACGAACAAUAUAUUUUUUUGGUUGGAUAUUACCAAAUAUUAUAAUGAUAAUCUAUGGUAUUAUUCGAUUGAAAUAUACCGAAUCGUUUGAUCGUUGUUGGACCGAUUCGAUCGGUAAUUUAGAAUGGAUAUUUUUAUUUUUUCCAUAUUUAUGUUUUGUUGUCAACCUGUUGCUCUAUAUCAAUCUGAUUCGUAUCAUAUUAAUCAAAUUAGUAUUUGUUAAAAAUGGUCAAAUGGAUUGUACUGGUAUUAAAUUAGCAUUAAUGUUGAUGCCAAUUUUCGGUAUACAAUAUGCAAUACAUAUGAUAAUAAUUGAUCCAACACAAACAUGUCAAACAUUUUUAUUAACAUUAUUUCAUUUACAGAAUAUGAUUGAAUCAUUACAGGGUACAAUUAUUACAUUUAUUCUUUGUUUUCUCAAUAAAGAUGUAUAUAAAACAAUAAGUAAUUCGAUACGUAAACAUAAUAAUCGACGGAAAAGUAAACUUUCAACAUUCAUAACAACAAUGAAUGAUUCAGCCAAACAAAUGGAAAAUUCACCAUCAUUAUCAUCAUAAUCAUAAUAAUUAUCGAUUAUUGGAACGUGGAUAAUUUAUUUAUUUUGGGAAAAUUUUACUC
This is a messenger RNA of Dermatophagoides pteronyssinus (European house dust mite), 1767 nucleotides long. Its product is annotated as calcitonin gene-related peptide type 1 receptor-like. Gene Ontology annotation, cellular component: plasma membrane. Lineage: Eukaryota; Metazoa; Arthropoda; Arachnida; Sarcoptiformes; Pyroglyphidae. The record is from RefSeq and is a predicted model, not a curated record. Gene Ontology annotation, molecular function: G protein-coupled peptide receptor activity. Gene Ontology annotation, biological process: adenylate cyclase-modulating G protein-coupled receptor signaling pathway; cell surface receptor signaling pathway.